This is a messenger RNA of Amblyraja radiata (thorny skate), 2616 nucleotides long. RefSeq names its product calcitonin gene-related peptide-receptor component protein (gene crcp). Gene Ontology annotation, cellular component: RNA polymerase III complex. NCBI's taxonomy places the organism in Eukaryota, Metazoa, Chordata, Chondrichthyes, Rajiformes, Rajidae. The transcript has 7 exons. Gene Ontology annotation, molecular function: nucleotide binding. Gene Ontology annotation, biological process: transcription initiation at RNA polymerase III promoter. Bases 40 to 504 code for a protein of 154 amino acids. The record is from RefSeq and is a predicted model, not a curated record.
GCGGCCGGCGGGAGGGUUUGUCGGCGGUGACCGGGCAGGAUGGAGGUAAAAGAUGCAAAUGCUGCGAUGCUCAGUAAUUAUGAGGUCUUUAAACUCCUGAACGAUCUUAAGGAACAACGGAAAGAAAGUGGGAAUAAGAAGCAUAGUGCUGGUCAGCAGAAUCUUAACACAAUCAUGUACGAGACUCUUAAAUAUUUGUCCAAAACACCCUGCAAGGAUCAGACUCCAGAAAUUGUAACCAAAUUUCUCAAGGCUAUGGUUUCACAAAAACUUACCAAGGCAGAAAAGCUUCAGUUGUUGAACCAUAGACCAUUGACUGCGGUGGAGAUACAGUUGAUGGUAGAAGAGAGUGAGGAAAGGCUAACAGAAGAACAGAUUGAAGAGCUAUUGCAAACUAUCAGUAGCAUCCUGCCAGGAAGCCCAGAUGAGCAAGGUGGAGUUCAGCAGCAGGAGGAGGCGGACAUGGUGGUUGAAGAGGAUGGAAACCCAAUGGAUGAAUCCUAGCACAAUCCAGCAGAGACACGAUUCCUGUCAAGCAAUAUACACCAACUGCAGCCCUUCUUUCCAGGGACCAUCCUGGUAAACAUCUCCUGCACUCUCUCGAUUGCUAUCAUCUCUUUACUGCAGUGUGGCAACCAGAACUGUACACAAUACCCCAGAUGUUUAUUGAUGAAAGCAAACUGAGAAAAGAUGAAAAGGAAACUGUUCUGCCUUCCCCCUUGCAAACUAUUUCAUUAUGCUUGAAAAGAAAUGAAGAUAACAAGAAAUGAAGAUAACAUAAGCUCUGCAAUUAAUAAUACAGUGGUGUCAUGAUGCCCAUGUUAUGCUGCAUUUCAAGCUGUUUUGUGUCUGCCUCUGCUGAUGAGUUUGAUUUAUGGUUCUAUUGAGUCUCAAUUUAUUUUCUGUUUUGCACAAUCUGUUUGCAGAAGAAUCAAUACAUAAAAGCAAUCCGAGGCUGAAUGUGAAUGAAUAUCAACAUUAAAUUAGUGUAGUGUUUUUACAAGCCGAAAACCUUUAGGGCCAUUGGCUUAUGUAACAAGGAAUUUAAAAAUCUGAACAUUUUCAGGCACAUAUGGCAGACUCGGAUUAUUUUCUGUUUUAUGUAAUGUCUGCUUUCCUGUGGAGCCUCAGUCAUUCUCCAGUGUGAGCAGAUUUGUUUAUGUUAGCCAGAAGAAAGAAAAUUCAGCACUCCAUUUUCUAGACGAGGGUAUCAGUCAGGGUAAGUUUAUGAUUAAUUUUGUUCACGGAACUGACAAUCUGAUCAAUGCUUGGUUUUGUGCUUCUCACGUCUUCUGCGGGUUUAUUUGAAAAUCAGUAACGAUGUCUGUCUCAGCAGAAGAGAAUCAGGAGCCUAUAACUCCAUUGUAUUGUGAUGAACAACAGUAUGAUUAUUGAAAGCAUACAAAUAGUAUGUAAAACAUUUAGGCACUAAGUACAAUGAAUAAAAUAACAGCUGAUGCCAGACAUUGUUAAAAUAAGGGCUGAAAUUUGGUCAUCUUUGGCAAACACAGACACAAAAUGUUAAAAUUGAUCUCACAUUAACUGUCCCUCUUUGAAAAGUUCUGCGUUCUCUGCACUUUGAUCACCUAAUAUGUGGUCUGGCAGCUGACAACCGCAAAAAUCACACAUGAAACCUGGCUGAAUUUCACUGGUAUCACUAUCCUUUGAAUUCUUUGAUCAGAUAAUAUUUUAUUUAUUAUACAUAUUACACUAUUACUAUGGAAGCAUACUUAAUGGCUCAAGCAGCAAAUGCACCUUAUAAACCUGUUGUGACUUGGCAAGCAACAGAACAAGAAGUAAUUAGUCAAUGUUCCCUGUGUUUAUGAUUAUAAUCUACUAACUUCUGUAGAUUUUAUGCUAUCCAGAUGAAGGUAAGAAUAAACUUUAUUAAUGUGGCAAAAGGCCAAUCAGUAAACACUCUGUGCUCAAUCUGACCAGAUGGGGAACUUGGGCAGGAUAUGAAGAAACAGGCUGUAGAACAAUUUUCUGUCCUAAAGAACUUGCAUUCAUAUAUUUUAUUCAUGACCCCACAUAUUCCACCAUACUCACCAGUCAAUGAAGUUCAUUUGAAAUAUAGACUUUAUUUCAAUGUAGGAAAUAGGAAAAAAUGUGUUACUGGUCAGAUGCUUAUUCUCUCUUAUCUUUAUCCGUCAGUUUGUUUAGUGAUAAUAAUUGAUAGAUUUUACUUUUUAGCCAUGAACAUUCUUAGUCUGAGGAAAAUGCUGCUCAAAGUAAAUCUAUUACUUGUUGAAAAAUGGAAAUUUCCAAUUGCAAUUAAUGAUUUGUUAAUUAGCAUUUCGGAAAGUGUUGCAUAAUGUAACAUAUAUUGUACUCUGUUGCACUUUGGUAACAAAUGCUACCUUUAUUUAACUAUAGAGAGAAUCGAUAUACUUCACUAUAUAAGCAGUGAAUCGGUAAACAUGAUUAAGGGUCGUUAACCACCUGCUUCUUAAGUAAAAUAUUUGGUUUUGUUUAAGAUCGUAAGACAUAUGAGCAGAAAUAGACUAUUCAGCCCAUCGGAUCUGCUCCAUUAUCCAAUAGCUGAUCUAUUUUUCCAUCUCUACUGCAUUCUCCUGCCUUCUCCCUGUAACUGAUGUCCUUACUAAUCAAGAACCU